Symbiodinium necroappetens is the source of this 2201-nucleotide messenger RNA. Lineage: Eukaryota; Dinophyceae; Suessiales; Symbiodiniaceae. The record is from the annotation of a GenBank genome assembly.
AUCGCCUUGUCAGUGCUCCCAUGCCACAGGUGCGCAAGGAUGGUGGGAGGCCUUCGCAAGGCGGGACCUGCAGCACGCCGAGCGGAGCGGCAGUUUCCAGCCAAGCGAUGAUUAGCACCAGCCAGGGCACAGGUAGCGAUUCCAGCUCGCUAGCCAGCACCCUGGUUAUCGAGACGCUGAAGAAGUCCUUGAUGAAGGAUGUGGGCGCAUACCCCAAGAGCUCCAUGACCAGCCCUUGCUUGCCUGCUGGCGGCCCAUGCGGCGCUGGCAGUUUACAGCCUCCGGACCUGCUUCAGGAGAUGCGCUCAAUCCGACAUGAAGUCAGGAUGGAAGUCCAAGCUCGCAAGCAGAUGGGCGCCAGCAUGGACUCCAUGAUACAGGAGGAAAGGAAGCGACGAGACGAGGCCCUCCGCACGUCGCAAAGCCUCCGGGAGCAGUCGGAGAGCCGAUUGGAGCAGCGAUGGCACACCACCAUCAAGGAAGAAUCCGCUUUGCGUCGCGCGGUAGAGAGCCAUCUCGAGGCACGAUUGGGAGCGAUGCAGCGAGAAGUGCGGCUCGAAGUAGGCGCCGCUGCAACCCAGACGCAGCAAGUCCUCAGCGAGUUUGGCCACUUUCGAGACAACAUCCGGCAGGAGCUGGACAUGCAAAAGCUUGAAAUCAGCAAUGCCACCACCGAUCUUUCCAGGCUGGUCGACCAACUUCGGGUCCAAGCUCGCGGCGAGGCAACAUCUCCCACAGCAUCGUCGUCCAUCACCGAGGGUCUCGUCCGUGCGGAGGUCCGUCGGCAGCUGAGUGAAAGGUCGAGUGAUCCUGCAGGGGCUGGCCUCGGAGCACCAUCCGUACCUGCGGGGGAGCUGCAAGCCCUGGCCAGCCGCGUGGAGCAUCUUGAGAAGGCCUUGGAAGCAGAGGCCACCAGCCGCCACGAGGAAGCGACGAAGCUGCUGUCGACCUUUCACGAGUUGGUAGCGGGCGGCCGACAACGCCAAGAUGAAGCACUGCAGCAGGUUGAGCAGCGGCUGCAGGCCAAGUUGGACACUGCCACCGCUGAGGCCAAGGCCAUCCAAGAGGCUUCCGAGGCCCACCAUCGGAGCCAGGACGCUGAGAUGCAGGCGACUCGUGAGAGGGAGGAGACCUAUAUGCUGCUGCUGAAGUCCUUUGAUGAGAAGAUUCCUGAGGAGAGGCUGAAGGUUCAGCAGUUGAUGGCAGAGCAGCAAGUGCACCUCGAGACUGCCACCAAAGAUAUCGAGAAGCAGCUGCAGGCGAGUCUGGAAGCCAGUGUGGCAUCGUUCGUGGAAAGAAGCUCCAAGGAGCUCAUGACCAACCGCCAGGAUCUGCUGGAACUGCGCGAGGAGCUUCAAGAGGUUUCGCGCAGCAGCCGAGAAGGCCUGGACCAGGCUAUCUCACGACUUAGCCGGCCGCCGUCUGCUGAUGAGCAAGAUGGUGCGAAGGCGAUGUCCAUGCGGCCUGAGCUUCAGGACGUGCAGCGCUUGAUCGAUGGCCAGACCAAGCUACGGGAGGAGCUUUGGACGGACGUCGACAGAGUCCGGAACGAGCUGCGCAUGGAGUCCUCGUCCCGAAAGGAGGACGUGCAGGGCGUCCGGUCCAGCUUGGACCGGAUACGAGAGCAGGUGAGGGGAAUGUCUUCUCUGCCUGCAACCGGGACCACGACCGGCGCCUUGCCCGGCACUUCCGCAGAAGAGCUGCGCGCCGCGAUUCAGGCGGAGCGCCUGGCCCGAGAGGACGGUGAUGACAAAUGCAUGCAGCAGGUGCGUGAGCUCUUGGGUGAUGAAAGGCAAAAGAGGGCCAGCGACAUCAGCGCCUUGGAACUCCGCGUGCAGUCGGAGGAGCAGACCAUCUUCAUCGAAAGCGGGAAGAGAGAGGAGCGCGACCGUGACAUCCUUAGCCAGCUGACCUCUGUCUUCCAGGAGCUGGAUGCUGUCAAGCUCCAACAAGUGACGGGCUCGACACAGCGCCUGAAGCUGGAUGAGUUGAGCAAAUCCCAGGAAACCCUGCAGCAGAAAAUUCAUCAAGCUGCCGAGGUGCCUAACACAGUUCCAAAGUUGGCACGUGGGAGCCCAGUGAACUCAGGCUUCGUGAUACCGCCUGGCGUCAACGUCCGCCCGACUGUUCUUGCGGGACAGGCUCCACAGCUGCACCGGCCACCAGCCGUUCGCCCUCAGUCUCCGAACGGCAGCAAAUGA